GCACUUACCGUGAUUGCUUACAAAGAACGCACUUACUUUGGUAAUUUUAUUAUAUUUGACCCAAAUUCUUCCCUUUCUCCUUCAAAACCAUUCCUCAAAAUCCUGAAAUUUACAGAGAUGACGAUCUCCCACGAAACUGAGAAACACGAUGAAGAAGAAGGGCAAUGGAAGAAUCUGACCAACGAUAUAUUAGCCUUGAUUUUGAAACGCCUCAAUACCAAAGCAGAUCUCUGCCGAUUCCGCUCAAUCUGCAAAUCAUGGCGAUUUUUCGCCACUCCAAUUCAACCCCACCUCAUUUUCCCUCUCACUCUUCCCCCUCUUAACCCUAAUUCUCGCCCUUUCUCUCUCUCUCCUACUCUCAUUUACAUUAUCUCUCCCCAAUUUACCCACCAUAAUCUCAUCAACAAUGUCUGGCUUACCAAAGUUUCAGAAACAGGGGAAAACAAGUGGGGCCUUCUUAAUCCUUUGACGAAGCAUAAAAUGUAUUUUUCUUCAUCUGGGGUUUUUAAAGAGAGGAUUGAUUUGCUGGAUUUUCGAAAUCUUGAGGUGGGUCGGUCGUAUCGGCUUCAAUUGAUUAACGAUCAUGGAGAUGAAGAUACCUUCGAUUUUGAGGAAUUUAGCUCUUCGAUUUCUUUGAGGAAGGUUGUUGUUCGAAUUGGGGAAGAAAUUUCUGUAUUGGGUUUAUACGGGUAUGGUCAAAUUGCGGUUUGGAAUUCUGGGGAUAAAAAUUGGAAGAUUAUUGAAACUGGGAAGAAGGAGAAGAAGAAUGAAUUUGAUGAUGUUAUAUGCUUUGAUGAGAAAUUCUAUGCCGUUGAUCGAACCGGGAGGUUGGUGAUGAUUAAUCCGGCAUCUCGGGAGCUCGUUGAGGUGGUUGGCACUUCAACUGCAGAAUGCAGUGGUCAGUAUACUUAUUUAGUAGAAUCAAAUUUUCGCUUAUAUUUGGUUAAUAAGAUUGUUAAUCCAAUGCCUACUAAUUAUUAUGAUGAUGAAGAAGAAGAGUGGGUUGUGGAUAAAAGUAGUGUAGGAAAGCCUCUUGGCUUUAAUGUUCUUAUGUUGAAUAAGAAGGAAAAGUGUUGGGAAAGAGUGAGUAGCAUAGGGAAUAAUGUGUUCUUUGUUAGCCGUGACGCGACGUUUUCGGUUUGUGCUAAGGAUUUGGGAUGGAGUAAGGGGAAUUGUGUUUAUUUUGAAGGUGUGACAGGUUAUGAUGAUGAAGCUGAUAUGAGUUUUGGGUUGAAUGCUGGUGUUUAUACAUUGGAGGAUGGAGCUAUUUUGGCCUUUGAUUCAUCGGUGGAUCGUUGGACCGGGAUUUUCUGGCCGCCUUCGAGGUGGUUUGUGGAAAAUAUGGAGUACCCUGAAUGUGAAAUGUUGGGUUAAGUCGUAUGUUGGUUAGUGAUACCUUCAGCAUUAUUUGAUUGCCUUGUAUAAAUAAUUAAUGGUAUGCUCUUUUUGUAAUGAAUUAUUGAUAACAACGAAUAAUAGCAGUUGAGAUUACAUCUUACAUCAAUGAUUACUGGAUUUUUCGAAUGAA
This is a messenger RNA of Chenopodium quinoa (quinoa), 1528 nucleotides long. RefSeq names its product F-box protein SKIP23-like. The coding region runs from base 118 to 1374 and encodes 418 amino acids. The transcript has a single exon. The record is from RefSeq and is a predicted model, not a curated record. NCBI's taxonomy places the organism in Eukaryota, Viridiplantae, Streptophyta, Magnoliopsida, Caryophyllales, Amaranthaceae. Gene Ontology annotation, molecular function: protein binding.